Molecule: messenger RNA, 2483 nt
Organism: Planococcus citri (citrus mealybug)
Lineage: Eukaryota; Metazoa; Arthropoda; Insecta; Hemiptera; Pseudococcidae
Exons: 8
Coding region: 1723-2238 (171 amino acids)
Source: RefSeq, a predicted model, not a curated record
AGAGUGUAUAGACCAUGAUUGGUCGAUAAUAUUUCAAGCGUUUUCAUUGGUAGCCGGACCACUUGACACUAGCCAAUAGCGCAUUCGAACGUUGCAUUCGAACGGAAUUUGUUAUUUUUUCAAUCACUUUAUCAGGUUCUGGAGUUUUGGUCCUUUGGUUCUUUCUUUCUUUUCUCUUUCCCGGAAAUCGAAAGGAUUAAAAUAAUGAGGUUUGUGGUUUGUGUAAUGCGUAUUCCAAAAAUGUUUUAAGUUUUCUGUGGGGGAUGUCGAUGUCCAAGCCUUUGCCUUGACGGUCACAUGCGGUCAUGCGAGUUUCGUUCUCAAAAAAAAAUCAUCAAACUGUGAUGUGCGAAGAAGAAGACUUGAGGAGUAUCUUUUCAAAACAAAAGCUCAUGAAAAGCUCUUUCAACAUCGCCAUGCUAACAGCCAACACAAACUUUCAGCUCUGCAAUUAUUAUUCGUAUAAACGUUACUGUCGCGGGAAAAGCUAAUUAAAAGGCGAGCUAGUAUAAGUAAAAGUCGAGUAACCCGGUUUUGAUGUUACAUGAGCUAGUUCAACAGAUCAGUUGAUUAUUGCCAUCUAACCAGUCCUCGAAUGUUUGAAAGUAUGAAGCUUGUUCUCAAUUCACGAAAAGAUAAGAAAUUCAGUAACGUAUGUUAUCACUUAUCAGCAGAUCACGGAGUCGUCCAUAGUCCAUGCAAUGCCCAACUGAUGGCCUUAUUGGGAUUUCAUCGUGGGACUUUUUUUGAAGUGAUUAUCCUUUUGAUUAUAUCGUGAUGACUGGAUGAAUGCUGCAUUUCAAAGACCGAGAUGUUCUGGCGAUCGCUAAUUAGAGCAACCAGUUGAAGAAUUUCCCUGCUUCAGUAAAAAGGACCAAAGAGUUCACCAUCGAGCUACUGAAGCAAGGAAAUUCUUCCGAUGGAAGAUUCAUUGCUCAAAACACUGCAAAUAUCUUGAAUGCUAGCUGCGAAGUGAAUCUAUUGAUUACCCAUUAACCGCGUUUUAUUAAAGUUUCCAAAUGGAAUAUUGAUGGAUUGGAUUCAUUAGUUCUUAUUCUAAUUCUUCAAUAUUCCAUUUGGAAAUAGCAUCGGAUGUAUUUCUAUCUUUUUCAAUUGAUGAAAAUACUUAUCUCGCCUUAUGGUUUAAUAAUUUCUGUACCUAGAAUUAGCUAUUUUAUGUAGGUGCUUUUGGAGCAUUAUUUUUUUAUAAUUGGAAAAUAUUCCUAUGUUAGCACUUUCUAUGUAUUAGAAAUGUUCAAUCUACUCGUAUGUAUUAAGUUACUUGGUAAUUCUAAUUGGAGGUACGUACUACGUAGCUACCUACCUGUACCUACAUUGAGUUUAAUUAAGAUUUUGAUUUUACCUAUAAAACAUCAUUGAUUGGGAAGCAUGAAAUGCGAUUUUAGGAAUAAAAGUUUCAUCUCCUUAAAUUUUCUGUAGGGGAUGUCGAUGUCCAAGCCUUCGCCUUAAUGGUCACAUGCGGUCAUGCAAGUUUCUCAAUUGUCUCAAAAAAAAUCAUCAAACUGCGAUGUGCGAAGAAAAAGACUCGAGGAGUAUCUUUUCAAAACAAAACCUCAUGAAAAACUCUUUCACCGUCGCCAUGCCAACGGACAACACAAACGUUCAGCUCUGCAAUUAUUCAUAUAGACGCCAUCAUAGCGGGAAAAGCUAAUUAAAAGGCGAGCUAUAAUAAGUAAAAGAGUAACCCAGUUUUGAUGUUGGAUGAGCUACGGCUUGACACCAGUUGAUUGCUGCCAUCCAACCAGUCCUCGAAUGUUCGGAAUUAAGAAGCUUGCUCUCAAUGCACGAAAAGAUGAGAAAUUCAGUAACGUAUGUUAUCAGCAUAUUACGGACUUGUCUAUGCGAUGUCCAACUGAUGAAAGUGAUAUGACUGAGAAAUGUCCUGAUCCAUCGAAAAGUAAAUCGGACACCGUCAAAUUAGAUUGGAAACUAGAUUGGAUGACGAGUUUCGGAAUUCUUCUUUUGCCUUUUGCUACGUUUGCCAGCGCAUGGUAUGCCAGAAAAGAUGACGAUGAUGAAAAAAAUCGUGUGAAACCUGAGAGAAGUGCUGAAGCAACCAAAUUGGAUAAUUACCUGACCGCAAUUAAAGGAGCAUUACUCACUAUCGACGACCCAGAACACCGAUUUUUGGAAUGUAGCCGUUUUAUUGAACGUUUAGGUCAGAAAAUUCCGCAAUACAACAACACUACGUUGGAAGUCGUUACCAGGCAAACUUGAGUCUCUCAGUUCUCGUACCAAGUUAUCAAUUAUAUCAAGCUGUCAUCGAGUGUAAAUAAUAAUCAGAAUAACGUGUAUAUUGUAAGUUCUAGCCUUUCUCAAUAUCAAACUUCGGUCUCACAAUUCUCGUACCAUGAUAUAAAUGAUAUCAAGCUUUCAUCGAAUGCGAAUAAUAUCGGAUUAAACGUGUAUAUUAUAAGUUAUUCAGAGCUUUUCUAAAUAUAAUAAUGUAAAAUGUUGUGUGA